UUUGAAUAAUAGUGUUUAUAAUGGUAUGGAGUUAAACCGCGACCCGAGCAGCGUCUUCAUCACUUCCUAUUACAGGAAAACGCCUACAACAAGUUGAUUCGACCAUCAGGACGGACUGUUAAUGGAACACCUGAAAGUAAACUUACUGUAAAACUUGGUAUGCGGCUUUCCCAGCUUCUUGAAGUUUCUGAAAAGAAUCAAAUCCUGACAUCGAAUCUGUGGCUGAAACAUGAAUGGGUAGACCAACGUCUACAGUGGGAUCCUCAAGAGUUCGGAGGUAUACAGAUGACACAUGUUCCUUCUGACGAAUUAUGGAGGCCAGAUAUCUUACUAUAUAAUAAUGCUGAUGGAGAUUAUGUUGUAACAUUGCUCACCAAAGCCACGGUGUACCACACUGGCCUGAUCAAAUGGGAACCACCAGCGAUAUACAAAACGUACUGUCCAAUCAAUGUUGAAUUCUUUCCGUUUGAUCAACAAGAAUGUUUCAUGAAAUUUGGUGUGUGGACAUACGAUGGCCACGAGGUGGAUCUUCAACAUGUUUGGAAAGAUCAAGGUGUUAUGCAAGGUAACCAAAUGGUAAUACCUAAAGGUGUUGAUCUCUGUGACUACUAUCAGAAUGUUGAAUGGGACAUUAUAAAUGUAACAGCAAGACGAAAGGAAAAGUUCUACCCAUGUUGCCCUGAACCAUAUCCAGACAUCACCUUCAAUAUCACUAUCCGAAGACGAACUUUGUUCUACACAAUUAACUUGAUUAUGCCAUGUAUUGCCAUAUCAUGUCUGACUGUUCUAGUCUUCUAUUUACCCAGCGAUUCCGGGGAGAAAAUUACUCUAUCUAUUUCAAUACUACUGGCUUUGACUGUGUUCUUCCUGCUUCUUUCUGACAUUAACCCUCCAACGUCAAUUGUUAUACCAUUAAUAGGCAAAUAUCUACUUUUUACAAUGAUUGUGGUAACAAUGUCUAUAUUCCUGACUGUUUAUACAUUAAGUGUUCAUUUCCGAUCACCGUCUACACAUAAAAUGUCACCCUGGAUAAAGCGUGUGUUUACAGAAAUUCUUCCAAAGGUUUUGGGUAUGAAAAGACCUAUUGCUAAUAAAAAGUUAAAGUCAAAUGGGAUAGAGAUGGUUGAGACAGACGUUGAUGCCCCUGAACGGGUGCAGUUGUGGCACCAGACAAAUGUACCCAAAUAUGAAAAUCUCAGAAAUCGUUCAUCAACAAUGAAAGAUGACUUUUCUAGAUAUCCGUUUGAGAUCAGAGAAUCUAUGAAAGGGGUAAAGUACAUUGCCGAACAUCUUAAAAAAGAAGACGAUGAAAAAUCAGUAAGUGAUAUGCUCAAAAUAAUGCAAUUUUGGAAAUCCUAUUAAAGUAAAGUAUUUUUGUAUGUGACGAGAACAUUGGUCUUCUUAUAAUCUAUUCACUGAUAUCUGUGUCUACAAUAUUCACACAAUUUUAAAUUAAUCUUUUAACAAUUGCUUUAACUUAAGAAAUAUAAAAUAACAUUGUUUAACAAUGCAGUGCAACAGAACCUAAAAGUCGUUACAAAUGUUGUUUUAGGAAAACUCUAAUUUCGUUUAAAAGAUCCGUGUUAUUUUGCUCUUUAACUUUUUGUGCGGAAAUCAAUAACAUUUCCUUCCAAAU
Molecule: messenger RNA, 1636 nt
Organism: Ruditapes philippinarum (Manila clam)
Lineage: Eukaryota; Metazoa; Mollusca; Bivalvia; Venerida; Veneridae
Product: acetylcholine receptor subunit alpha-like
Exons: 6
Coding region: 160-1362 (400 amino acids)
Biological process (GO): regulation of membrane potential; signal transduction; chemical synaptic transmission
Cellular component (GO): neuron projection; postsynaptic membrane; synapse
Molecular function (GO): transmembrane signaling receptor activity; acetylcholine-gated monoatomic cation-selective channel activity
Source: RefSeq, a predicted model, not a curated record